UAAAUAAAUAGACAUCUAACCAACUCAAAUGCUCAGGUUUCAUAGUUCUUUGUUUUAGUAGGGACAUUAUUUGUACCAACACAACGGGGUGACGCUUUCUCGAACUAAGCUAAGCUCCUCAUGCUCACGUGGAUUUUCGGGAUUUUGUUCUGGCGACUAUGAGUGAGGAGUUAAAUGAGGUGAGGUCGGCCCUGUUAAAGGUGGCCGAUCGACUUUCGGCAUUGCAAAGAGGAGGUGUUCCACAAGAUGGUGCACAAGCCUCUACAACUGUAUCUACAAGUAUAUCUACCCGUGCUUCUUCUACAAGUUCAUCUUCAGUUCCAAACUCCGCUGUGGUAGAACAACGAAGGUUGUUUGGAUAUGCUUCCAAAAAACAGUAUACUAACAAAAAUGGAAAAGGAAAAGGAAAAGGCAAAAAUGAGUCCACAUGCACCCUUAAAUUCGUGUGCCUUGCCUCCAAGACUGCCUCAAGUCCUCCUUCUUCCAUUAAGGMCAGGACCCACCUCUCCAACAUGGGGCUAGGAGAUGGCUCAAUAACUUUUGGUGCACAUGAACAUGUGUAUCAGAAUAUUCUCUUAAAAUACCCUGCAUUGAGCAUGGCAGGGGGAUUUGAACUAUAUCUUUUUCAGAGAGGAGGAGGUGAAGAUGGGGGUUUUCAUGUAAUCAACCCACCCCAUAUAUCAACUAGAAUCAAACAACUGGCAGGUCAAGCAAAGAUAUACAUAAGACCUCUGCAAAGGGAUAUUGAGCAACAUCAAACAUUGCAGACAGAAUCACAGCUGGAUCAGACUGAAGAAUCUGAAGCUGCCAUCCCAGUUGUUGAUUGUUUUGUAUGUGGAAAAGCAAUUCGCAUGAAUGAAAUGUCAGCUCAUCAAGAAACCCAUGAGUUUCCAGCAAUCAACACACCACCAGAAAAGAAGCAGAAGACAUUAGAUUCCAUUGCAGUACCUACUAAUAAGAGAAUUAUUCCACAAUCUGGCAUUGAACCAGCACCAGUACCCAGUACCAGUGGCCUCCAAGAUACAAUCAUGAUUAAGGAGAUAUGCCCAGAUGCCACUGAUAUUGAAAUUCAAGGGGCUUUGGAUGAUUCUAAUGGCAAUACAAAUGAAGCAGUUGGAAGAUUGUUAGGAAUAUACAGUAUGCCAUCUACAUGUAUAACAAUAGAUGAUGAUUCUGUUGGUGAUAACCAUGCCAGUGAAAGUGACAGUGAGUUGAUGAAACCUGCUUUUGAAAACCACAGUACUGAUGAAUCCCCUGAGACUGCACUACRAUUGUUACAGUCCCAUGUAAUCGAGAAUGCCCCAUCCAAACAAAUAAUCACAGUAUGCAGAGUAGAUGGGGUCACUGAACUAAGAAAAGAAAUAAUGGGAAUCUAUAAAAAUCCCAGAACAAAUUUGAAACUUAUGCCAAGAAUCCGAUUUGAGGAGGAAGAAGGAGUGGGAAGUGGCCCUAUUCGAGAGUUUUUCACAGAAACCAUGAGAGCCUUAGAUGAAGGGAUUCCCUCAAGUUCCGGAAAACCGCUGAUGUUUAUAGAGGGAGAGAGUGAGCAUYGCGUUCCCACACAUGAUCACUCCCUCAGAUUGACAGGGGCUUAUAAAGCCAUGGGCAGGAUGAUAGGCCAUUCCAUUCUCCAUGGUGGUCCAGGACUGCAUGGGAUUUCUCCAGGAAUAAAGUUUUAUCUGUCAAAUGAUAAAAACAGUGACACUCCACCACCUCUGACAGUAGAGGAUAUUCCAGACUGGGAAUUGAG
Molecule: messenger RNA, 1750 nt
Organism: Actinia tenebrosa (Australian red waratah sea anemone)
Lineage: Eukaryota; Metazoa; Cnidaria; Anthozoa; Actiniaria; Actiniidae
Molecular function (GO): ubiquitin-protein transferase activity
Source: RefSeq, a predicted model, not a curated record